Molecule: messenger RNA, 232 nt
Organism: Prorocentrum cordatum
Lineage: Eukaryota; Dinophyceae; Prorocentrales; Prorocentraceae
Source: the annotation of a GenBank genome assembly
GCCGCCCGCGCCGCCGCUGAGAUGUGCUCCCCCGCGGUCCAGACGUUCUCGCGCGAGGCCCUGCGGAGCUACGGGCGAUCCUUCCAGCUGAUCUCCCCGAUCGAGGCGGCGGUGGGCUCCCAGCCAGGCGCGGGGCACCGCGGCGCGGGGGACCGGCGGUCCUCCUUCGCCUUCUCCGCGGCCGCGGCGCCCUUCGUCUCCGUGGCGGGGGCGAUUGCGGGCCCGCACGGAG